Scomber scombrus (Atlantic mackerel) is the source of this 6177-nucleotide messenger RNA. It is a transcript of the gene fer1l4, whose product is annotated as fer-1 like family member 4. Bases 1 to 6177 code for a protein of 2058 amino acids. The transcript has 49 exons. Gene Ontology annotation, cellular component: membrane. Gene Ontology annotation, biological process: plasma membrane organization. The record is from RefSeq and is a predicted model, not a curated record. Lineage: Eukaryota; Metazoa; Chordata; Actinopteri; Scombriformes; Scombridae.
AUGUCCAUCAGUGUGAAUCUGAGGAAGAUCUCCAACCUGCCGGGACGAUAUGACAGAAAGGUCGAACUCAGCUUCCGAGGUUUCACCCAUAAAACCAGAGUCCUGCAGUGUGAGAACUUGGCCAUCUUCAACGAGAAUUUCCGUUGGCCUCACUAUGGAAAAGUGAUAAGAGAUGAAGUUUUGAGCAUCAGUGUUUACAACUGCAGUAAAGUCUUCUCCAACAGACUGCUCGGUAAGCUGGUCAUUAGUCUCCAGCAUGUUGUCACUUCAGGGAGGCUGUUGCUACGGGAACCACUCACUGAUGACAACUACAGCCCGACUGAUAUCUAUAUAGAGUUGGAUAUUCGGUAUCAUCCAGUUGAGGGAACAGCAGGAAAAUGGGAGGGACAUGACUUUCUGGAAAUUGAAGACAAUGAUGAAUCAUCCCUGGUCAUCAGAAACGAAGGGUUUGGUAACCCUGAGAGUCAGAAGACCGUCGCUCGCCCAAAUCAGCUGGAGAGAGAGGCUCGGCGUCUGGGGCGGAACCUGGUCCGGACCGGGGAUGAAGACGAAGAUGACGAUGAUGAUGAUGAUUAUGAUGAUGACUUGAUGGAUUUGGAGGCCUCUAAUGUCAUCUUCACUCCUUUGCUGAGUCGUAACAGGCCGCUGUCCAGACGUGUCGUUGCAUCCUCUCCCAGAGUCCAGAGCUUUCAGGUGAAUGUGAACAUCUUGGAGGCCCAAAAGCUGGUUGGAGUGAACAUCAACCCUGCAGUUUUCAUCAGAGUUGGCAAUCAGAAAAAACACACAGCGACACAGAAAUCAACCAACUGUCCGUUCUACAAUGAGAACUUCCAGUUUGAGUUUCAGGAGACUCCAGAGAUCCUCUUUGAUAAAGUCAUAGAGAUAAAGGUAUUCCACAGACGGAUUCUGGCCUUCCUGUUGACUCACAUCGGAACUUUUAAAAUUGACAUCUGCACCGUGUACAACCAGCCAGACCACCGCUUCUACCAGAAAUGGGCUCCUAUCACCGACCCAGCAGACACCAGGUCAGGGAUCAAAGGUUACGUCAAGGCCAGCCUCAGUGUGAUAAUGAAGGGAGACGCUAUGGGCAUGCCCAGUCUGCCACCUACGUCCACGUCUGGAGCCCAGGAGGACAUUGAAAAGAACCUGCUGCUUCCUCGUGGUAUGCCUUCUGAGCGUCCGUGGGCUCGGUUCCGCAUCCGGAUCUACAAGGCCGAGGGCCUGCCCACCAUGGACUCAGGGCUAAUGGCCAAAAUGUCAAAGGUCACUGACCGAACAGUCUUCAUUGACCCCUACGUAAAGGUCACCUUUGCUGGACAGGAGGGUGAGACGUCAGUCGCUAGUGCCACAAGCUGUCCAGUUUGGAACGAAGAGAUCUCCUUUAUUGAGCAGUUUCCUCCUCUGGCCCAGCGAAUCAGAGUCCAGAUCCUUGAUGACGCCAAGAUGGGAGACAUUGCCCUGGCAACACACUUCCUGGACCUGCAGCAAAUUUCUGAUCCCACCAGGAAUGGGUUUAACCCCACUUUUGGUCCAUCUUGGGUUAAUCUGUACGGUUCUCCUCAGAACUCCACUCUCGGAGACAUCCACCAGGCUUUGAACCAGGGUCUGGGUGAAGGGAUCUUCUACCGUGGUCGGAUCCUUCUCGCUCUCUGCGUGGAGGUUUACUCCUCUCCCUCUGCCAUCACUGCAGAUGCAAGCUCUGCUGCCCUGGGAAAGAUGAAAGGAGCACUGGGGAAGAUGGGACUGAGGAAGAAGAGGGGCAGCCAGAAGAGAGAUAAGAAGGAAGUGACUCCAGCUGCCACCGGAUUGGCUGACGACUCAGGGGAGGCGGCAAUUGAGGUACCAGAGGCUGUUACCGUGGAAAUCGAGGAGAUCCACCCGCUCCCUGAGGGUUUCGUGGGAGAAAAACAGGAGUUUCUGCUGUUCUCGUCUCUGUUUGAAGUCACCAUGAUGGAUCCAUCUGUAGGAACCAAACCGAUACGCUUUGAACUCUCCAUAGGGAAUUAUGGGAAGGUGGUAGAGGUAAGGAGCGCCAAGAAGAGUCGGGACGAGCAGAAGACUAGCAAGGAGCAGCUGAGGAGGAGUAGGGAGGAUCUUACUGAAGAGGCGCAGGGUCUGCUGGACUCAGAGGACGAGCUGGACAAAGUGGAGAUGCAGAGUCCUGAACCUGAGAAAAGAUCUGUGUCUGCUGCCAUGAUACCCCAACCCACUGAGUAUGACAGGUCGUUCCAGUGUAUUCCUCUCCAGGCCCCUGCAGUGAAACACAAGCCCUGUAUGUUUAUCUGGAGCCAGUUUGAAGAUCACAGCUUUCGUCUCUAUCAAGCUAACUGGCUCAGCAAGAUGGCCGACAGGCUGGAAAUUGGUCUUGAUGAGGUGGAACGUCUCAUGAGGAGGCCGAAGAGUAACAUGAAGGGGCGUCUGGAGGAGUUGCUCCUGGAGCUGGUGGCCUCUUGCAAACAGUUCAGUCUUUUCUCAGACAGAAGGUCUCAGUCUCGUCCCAACAAUCUGGACCACCGCAGGAGAGACUUCAUCAAGAAGAAUUUGGUCCUGGUGGCAAGACAGGCAGUGAGGGCUAAGCGGAGGAUCACCAGGCGGACAGCCAAACAGCGGGUCAUUGCUAUCAGGAGACUCCUGAAGAAACUCCGCCUGCUGGCUAAAGAGCCCCAAAAUACCAUCCCGGAUGUGUUUUUAUGGUUACUGAGUGGUAGCAAGCGAUUGGCUUACGCGAGGAUCCCCUCCAACUCCAUCCUCUUCUCAUUGGUGGAGGAUCAGAGGGGACGGGACUGUGGUCGAGUCACAACUCUGUAUAUGAAGUCUCCAGGAUGUGCAGCAAGUGAGAUCUUUGCAAAGCUGGAGGUGUACUUGUGGCUCGGUCUGGCCAAGUACAGUAAAGAGGCCAUCACCAACCUUCCAGAGGAGUUUGUUCCGGACUAUACGGAGGAGGAGGAAGGGGAGGGGAGGCAGGUUACUGUGGGGACGAAAAAGCUUCCUGCAACUCUAUCCUGCCAGGACAGCAGGUACUUCCAGCUGCGAUGUCACCUGUACCAGGGGCGUGGCAUGAUAGCUGCUGACGACAAUGGCCUAUCAGAUCCUUUCGCCAAGGUCCUGUUCUCUACACAGUGCCAAGUCACCAGGGUGUUGUAUGAAACUCUCUCUCCGGCCUGGUGUGAGUGUCUGUUGUUCGACAGAGUUCUGCUAGAGGGAACGAUGGAGGAUCUCCAGCAAGACCCACCCCUAAUCAUCAUCAACAUCUAUGACUAUGACACCAUGGGUAGUCCAAAGCCUCUGGGUCGGGCAUUUGCUGAGCCAGAGUUUAAACCCGCGAUGCAGUUGUACAAGAAACCCCGCCUGCGUUUCUAUGACAUCAGCAUGGGGAGAAUGGCUGCCGGCGAGCUGCUGGCUGCCUUUGAGCUUAUCGAGCUAGACUACUCUGCGUUUGGAGAGCCUGGGCUCCCCAAAAGUGUGGACCCUCAGGAGCUGCCCUAUCUGGAGGAGGAGGGAUUUUAUUUCAUCCCAGAUGGAGUCCGACCUGUUCUGAAGACCUUCAGGAUUGAGGUGUUGUUCUGGGGUCUGCGGGACCUGAAGCGGGUGCAGCUGUUUGAGGUGGAGCGUCCUAUGGUGAGGGUGGAGUGUGCAGGACAACAGCUUGAGUCUGAAGAGAUUGAGAGCUACCAGAAUCAUCCAAACUUCAAAGAGGUGGUCCGCUACCUUCAUGUGGAGCUGCCGGAGCAGGCCUACCUCCACCCUCCUCUGACGUUGUUUGUGGUGGAGCAUCGGGCAUUCGGUCGUGUCGCUCUGGUCGGGACCCACGUGGUCCAGAGCCUCAUGGACUAUGCCCCACGUGAGCUGGGGGAGGAGCCAGAUGAGGAAGAGGAGGAGCCUAAACCAAAAGAGAAGCAGAAUCUCAUCAUCAACCCUUUGACGACAAUGAAGAAUAUCAAACUCAGCAACCUGCCAAUCAAAAGUUCAAAGAUCCCCAUGAACCCCAUGAAGAUAUUUGAUGAGCCUCUGAAGAAGCUGAUGAGGAAGGAGCCGGAGGAAGAGCUGGAGGAGGAGCCGCCAGAGCAGGAAGAGCUGGACUGGUGGUCCAAAUACUAUGCUUCACUGGAAGAGAUGGAGAAACAGGCUGCUGAAGAGGACCAGAGGAUGAUGGAGGAACAAGCAGAGUCAGAUGGAGUGAAUCUGAGCAUGGCGAACAUUGAAGAAGAGGAGGAGGAAAUCGUGGUGUUGGAUAUUGAGCCUCCCAAACGCAAGCAGAUCGCCACACUACAGUUGUAUGCAGGCGAACUGGAGUCAGAGUUCAGUCAGUUUCAGGACUGGCUGCAGAUCUUCCCGUUGUACAAAGGCAGAGCGAGCGCCGAGGAUGAAGAGGAGGAUGACGAGGAGAGGCUGAUGGGAAAAUACAAGGGCUCCUUCCUGGUUUAUCCGAUUGAUUCAGGAGAUGAAGAAGACGUCAAGUGUCAGAUCACCAAUGGAAUCCCCCGAAACUCCCCCCUCAAAGUCCUGGUCCGAGUCUACAUCGUCAAGGCCACCGCUUUGGCUCCCACAGACCCGAAUGGCAAAGCCGACCCGUACCUGGAGGUCCAAAUGGGCCAGCAGACUCUGGACAGCCAAGAGCGAUACAUCCCCAAACAGCUCAACCCCACGUUUGGAGAGGUGUUUGAACUCACAGUGUCUUUCCCACUGGAGACAGAGCUGGUUAUCACAGUGUUGGACCACGAUCUUGUAGGGGCUGAUGAUGUAAUUGGCGAGACACACAUUGACCUGGAGAACCGGUUCUACAGCCGCCACAGAGCCACCUGUGGUCUGGCGCUUUACUACGACACUGACGGCUACAACGUGUGGCGUGAUGUGAAAAAGCCGUCGGCUAUCCUGGCUGAGCUCUGCAGGAGGAAUGGCAUCCCAUCUCCAGAGUACAGAACAUCUGAGGUCAAAGUUCUCAACAAGCUCUUCAAGAUCCCACUAGAUGCAGUACCUGAAGACCUGCUGAAGAAGAACCAGCGUACUCCAGAAGAGGAGGAAGAGAUGGAGCAGCAUGCAGCCCUGAGCGUGCUGCAGCGCUGGGGGGAGAUGAACGAGUUCAUCUCUGGAGCCAUUCGUCUGGUCCCAGAGCACGUGGAGAUCCGGCCUCUGCUGAACCAGGACAAACCUGGACUGCCACAGGGUUACCUUCAUAUGUGGGUGGACAUGUUUCCCACUGAUAUCCCGGCCCCGCCCCCUGUUGACAUCAAGCCUCGCCUACCGAUACAGUACGAGCUGCGUGUGACCAUCUGGAACACGGAUGAAGUAUAUCUGGACGACGUCAAUCCUUUCACUGGCACUCCAUCAUCCGACAUCUACGUUAAAGGCUGGAUUAAAGGACUGGAAGACGACAAACAGGAGACUGACGUCCACUUCAACUCUCUGACUGGAGAGGGAAACUUCAACUGGAGAUUUGUGUUCCGCUUUGACUACCUUCCUACUGAGAAAGAGGUGGUGUAUAAAAAGAAGGAGUCCUUCUUCUCUCUGGAGGAGUCAGAAUUUCGACAGCCCUGUGUUCUGACGCUGCAGGUUUGGGACUAUGACCGCAUCGCUGCCAACGACUUCCUGGGCUCCAUUGAGCUUCGUCUCCAUGACAUGGUGCGACCCGCGAAGUCGGCCGGUAAGUGUUCGAUUCAGAUGGCAAAGGAUCGGGCUGGCCCCCGAAUCUCCAUCUUUCGCUCCAAGAAGAUGAAGGGCUGGUGGCCGUUGACCCGCCCGAAGACUGCCGAGGACUUUGAGAAGGAGGAGAAGGAGAAAGAGGAGGCCAAGAAGAAAGGCAAGAAGAAGAAGAAGAAGACCAAAGACAAGAGGGCGAAGAUGAAGCCGGAAGACAUCCAGUACACGGACAGCACUGGCAACACUUACCUGCUAAUGGGGAAGGUGGAGGCUGAGCUUCAGCUGGUGACAUUAGAGCGGGCGGAGGCCAAUCCAGUCGGACGAGCCCGCAAGGAGCCGGAGCCUCUGGACAAACCAAAUCGUCCCACCACCUCCUUCAAUUGGUUCAUCAACCCGAUGAAGACCUUCAUCUAUCUCAUCUGGAAGAAGUUCAAGAAGUACAUCAUCGCCCUGGCCAUCCUCGCCAUCCUAACGCUCUUCCUCGGCCUCGUCAUCUACACGUUGCCGCAGCAAAUCUCCUCCCUCAUCAUCAAAGGAUAA